Cynocephalus volans (Philippine flying lemur) is the source of this 1566-nucleotide messenger RNA. It is a transcript of the gene NAP1L3, whose product is annotated as nucleosome assembly protein 1 like 3. The transcript has a single exon. Lineage: Eukaryota; Metazoa; Chordata; Mammalia; Dermoptera; Cynocephalidae. Gene Ontology annotation, cellular component: nucleus; chromatin. The record is from RefSeq and is a predicted model, not a curated record. Gene Ontology annotation, biological process: nucleosome assembly. Bases 1 to 1440 code for a protein of 479 amino acids. Gene Ontology annotation, molecular function: histone binding; chromatin binding.
AUGGCAGAAGCAAAUUUUAAAAUGGUUUUGGAACCUGCCGCCCAGGGGGUGGCUGAAGAGGAGAUGGCUAGUUCGGCUAGUGAUUCCGGGGAAGAAUCUGACAGCAGUAGCUCUAGCAGCAGCACUAGUUGCAGCAGCAGCGGCAGCAGCAGUAGUUGCAGCUGCAUAUAUAGAAAGAGGAGGGGGCCUGAGCCUUCCAGAAGGGCGCGGCGGGCUCCGUCGUGUACAAAUUUCGUGGAUAGGCUGCCUCAGGCAGUGAGAAAUCGCGUGCAGGCGCUCAGAAAUAUUCAAGAUGAAUGUGACAAGGUAGAUGCCCUGUUCUUAAAGGCAAUUCAUGAUCUUGAACGAAAAUAUGCUGAACUCAAUAAACCUCUAUGUGAUAAGCGAUUUCAAAUCAUCAAUGCAGAAUAUGAGCCUACAGAAGAAGAAUGUGAAUGGAAUUCAGAGGAUGAGGAGUUCAGCAAUGAUGAGAAGGUUCAGGAUGACAUCCCCAGUGAAGUGCCUCCCUUAGAGAGUGAGGAAGAAAGAGCCCCCAAAGAAAAACCGGAGGUAAAGUCUGAAGAAAAGGAGGUUCCUCAAGAAAAUGCUAGGGAAAAUGCUGAUUCUAUUGAUUGGAUGGAGGUAACGCCUGAGGUAAAAGAAGAUCCCAAAGAAGUCCCCCAGGGAAAGGCAGAAGGUAAAGAACAGCCUAAAGCAACAGAGGCUAAGGCAAGGGCUGCAAUAAGAGAGGCUCAUAAAAGAGUUCCUGAGGAAAGUCUUAAAGAAAGAGUUAAUCUUAAAAGAGCUCGGAAGGGAAAGCCUAAAAGAGAAGAUCCUAAAGGCAUUCCUAACUAUUGGAUGAUUGUUUUAAAGAAUGUUGACAAGCUCGGGCCUAUGAUUCAGAAGUAUGAUGAGCCCAUUCUGAAGUUCUUGUCCGAUGUCAGCCUGAAGUUCUCAAAACCUGGCCAGCCUAUAAGUUACACCUUUGAAUUUCAUUUUCUACCCAAUCCAUACUUCAGAAAUGAGGUGCUGAUGAAGACAUACAUAAUAAAGUCCAAACCAGAUCACAACGAUCCCUUCUUCUCUUGGGGAUGGGAAAUUGAAGAUUGCAAAGGCUGCAAGAUAGAUUGGAGAAGGGGAAAGGAUGUUACUGUGACAACCACCCAGAGCCGCACAACUGCUACUGGAGAAAUUGAAAUCCAGCCAAGAGUAGUUCCUAAUGCAUCAUUCUUCAAUUUCUUUAGCCCUCCUGAGAUUCCUAAGAUUGGAAAGCUGGAGCCACGAGAAGAUGCUAUCCUUGAUGAGGACUAUGAAAUUGGUCAAAUUUUACAUGAUAAUGUCAUCCUGAAGUCAAUCUAUUACUAUACAGGAGAAGUCAACAAUACCUACUAUCAGGAUGACAGAGAUUAUGGGAACAGGAAAUACUGUACAUACAAAAGAAGCUGUCUGAAAGAUUUUUAAGAAUCUUAAAAAUUCAAGCAGAAGUGAAGCAGGUUCAUAUAGCCUUGAAAAAAGAAAAAAAAGAAAACCUGCCAUAUAACCUGAACAUUCCUUACAGUCUUGUGUUUUCAUAUUCUUUUGGUACUU